GGUUCGCCAAGAAGCGGUAUGCCGAAAAGGCGCAGAUGAAGAAGACCCUGAAGAUGCAUGAUGAGUCAGCAACUAGAAAUAAGGUUGAUGAUGAUGUCCAGGAAGGUGCUGUCCCCCCAUAUUUGCUCGACCGCGACCAGACAAUACGUGCGAAAGUACUUAGUAACACAAUAAAGCAAAAGAGGAAGGAAAAGGUUGGCAAGUGGGAUGUUCCUUUGUCAAAGGUCAGACCUGUGGCAGAAGAAGAGAUGUUCAAAGUCGUUAGGUCUGGCAUACACAAAACCAAGCAAUGGAAGCGAAUGGUCACUAAAGCCACAUUUGUGGGCCCUGGAUUUACGAGGAAACCACCAAAGUAUGAGCGGUUCAUACGGCCUAGUGGCUUGCGUUUCACCAAAGCUCAUGUGACCCAUCCUGAAUUAAAAUGCACCUUCAGCCUUGACUUAAUCUCGGUAAAGAAAAACCCCAAUGGUUCAAUGUAUACUUCUCUUGGUGUUAUGACAAGAGGAACUAUCAUUGAGGUCAAUGUGAGCGAACUUGGUCUUGUGACUCCUGCUGGAAAAGUUGUUUGGGGUAAAUAUGCUCAGGUUACAAACGAUCCAGAAAAUGAUGGUUGUAUCAAUGCUGUCUUGCUAGUCUAAAGCUAUUUUAUUAUAUUUCCCUGAUGAUGUUUCACCCCGUUUAUGAGUAGCUAUUGUG
Molecule: messenger RNA, 696 nt
Organism: Lolium rigidum
Lineage: Eukaryota; Viridiplantae; Streptophyta; Magnoliopsida; Poales; Poaceae
Product: ribosome biogenesis protein NSA2 homolog
Exons: 7
Coding region: 36-638 (200 amino acids)
Biological process (GO): maturation of 5.8S rRNA; maturation of LSU-rRNA
Cellular component (GO): nucleolus; preribosome, large subunit precursor
Source: RefSeq, a predicted model, not a curated record